CCGGUAUAUUAUAUGUAUAGACAACAACAUCUUAAACGAGGCGUUAGUACAAAAUUACAACGUUGUUAUUUCAUCGUAAAAAUAUUGUUUUAUUCACAAAAUAAUUUUAACGUAGUUGGGUGUGAGUGAGAGUUCAAAUACAAUACCAACACGGAUUACAAACAAGCAACUUUUUAUAAAUUUUAAAGUAUUUCAACAUGAACUAUAUUACCAUUUUACUUGUCGCCACAUUUAUAUACACCUGCGCUGGCACUAACAUCCGGGAGAAACGCGACGAACGCAGCGAUGUUAACGCAGAGGCCAUUGAACUAAGCUUACAACUAAAGGAUACAAUCAGCGCGCUCAAAUUACGACCAAUGACCAAUGGGGCUGCCAUCGAGCGAUUGGGCAAAGCCAAAAGUCAACUAGAUCAAUUAAUUUAUCUGUUGGGCGUGGCCCAGGUUCAAAGCGAGAUUGAAGCCAACACUGCCAAAUUGCGGGACACCAUCACCUCGGUCAGAUACGAGUUGGAGACUGUGCCCAGGGAGGGGUCCAGCGAGCCCGUCAUCCCGGAUAAAGGGCCCAAUUUUCCCGAGGUCAAAACUAUGGGGCCAGAGGUGAAUGAUCCGAUUGUGCCACCCAUGGUCACUAAGCAACCUGCCCCCGUCGCGGACUCAGAUGGAUCAUCGGCCAUUAAGCAUGCGGCGCCAGUGCCCGCCGGUCGACCCCCGAUACUCAUACCUGAUUGGCUGUUUGGCAACGAACCAGAUUCACCAAACGCUGUCCGUAAUUGUCCCGUGUACCGCAAGAUGGCAACACGUGACCCGAAACUCGAGUUGUAUACCGGGAAAAACAAAAUCCCGAUCGAAAGUUGGUUAACGCUCUACGAGGCGAUCAUCGCAUCUCUCGGCUUAACCGACAAUAAAGAUAAGGCGUUAAAACUUAUCUCAUAUCUCGCAGACGAUGCACUCGUCGUGCACGCGGAGCUCAUCGCUCCAAAUAUCGCUACUAUUACAUGGGCUGAGUGCCGUAAUAUUCUGAUCAAGCGCUUCUCGGCCAUCGGGCCGGCGCCGCUCUGUCAGGCCUCUAAACUGCGCAUGACACGCGCACAUAACGUUAAAACCUAUUACGACGAAAUGAUGGCACUACUCAUCCGUACGCAUGCCGACGACCUCGAGCGGGUUGGCAUGCUCACACAGGGGUUACCCGAAGCCUAUCAAGACAAAAUGGUCAUGGCCGAGGUCAACACACCCGAAGAAUGGCUUCUAAAAGUCCGUCGACUCGAACAGUAUAUCGAGCAAAAGGCUAAACACAAGCCGCAAACUACUGGACACCCGCAGGCCGGCCAGAGCCGACCCCAUAACGCUCACUGUACAGUUGUGCAUUGUCAAGACGAUAGUCACAAACAGACGCACCCAAAACGUCCGGGUAAUGGCGUAAAGAAUGCAAACGAUUGCCCGUAUACUUGCAAACACUGUUCUGCUAUGGGCGUCACUGCAAAGCAUUGGCACCGCGAAUGCCCGAACCGCCCGACUGAUCAGCCAUACCACAACACUCUAGGAGCUGCGAGACAGCCCACAAAUGGUGAUCGGCGCCAAAAUACGUCGUCAAACGCUCAGCCGUCACUGAUGACCAACGGUCAAGUCCAGCCGCCGGCCGCUACUCUGGUGACAAUACCCGGCGCACUGAACGGCCGAAACACAAUAUUUAUCGUUGACAGCGCCUCUACAUCUAAUAUUAUAUCCGAUAUUUACGUAGACGACCGAAAAAUCAAAACUAAAGCAACGCCGGCCACUGUCCUUCAACAGGUCAGUGGUAUCACCAGUACAUCACUGGAGGCCAUCUUCAAUAUAACCAUUGAUGGCUACACCCGAGAAGUCACCGCAAAAGUAGUCAAAGACUUCCCAUACACUCUCCUGAUUGGCAUCGAUACAUGUCGUAUGUAUAACAUAUAC
Molecule: messenger RNA, 1934 nt
Organism: Medioppia subpectinata
Lineage: Eukaryota; Metazoa; Arthropoda; Arachnida; Sarcoptiformes; Oppiidae
Source: the annotation of a GenBank genome assembly